AUGUUUGACGACGAGGCCAACGGUGCUCCUUCGGACGACUGCGCGUACCCAUACAAAGAAAUACGAAGACGGGCUGGGCACCUGUCAUUAUCGCCCUCUACUGCGACGCCAUCGUCUGCUUCACAGAUUGAGGACUGCAACGACACUACAGGAGAAGUGAAAAAAAGCACGUGUAGGACGGCAACUGCAUUUUUGGAUGCGAAGACGAGGGAUGAAAUCCAGCUUGAUCUCGAGAAAUACCCGUCCCUUGACAUGCGGACUCAGCAAAACGUGGUACUCAAAUAUCGUGAACUACACGACAAACUACGCGCAGCAGGUCUUUUUGACUGCAACUAUACAGCGUAUGCAUGGGAAGUUCUACGUUACGUCACCCUUUUUGUAUUGAUGCUUGCGUUUUUGCGUUUCCGGUGGUAUGCGACCAGCGCGGCCUGCCUGGGGGCUUUUUGGCACCAGCUGGUGUUCACAGCCCACGAUGCUGGCCAUAUGGGGAUCACGCACAAUUUCCAUGGAGACACGGUGAUAGGCAUUAUCAUUGCCGAUUUCCUCGGCGGCCUCUCAAUCUGCUGGUGGAAAGACAACCACAACGUGCACCACAUUGUGACCAAUUCGCCCGAACAUGACCCCGACAUUGAGCAUAUGCCUUUUUUGGCAGUGUCGCAUCGAUUGUUGCAGUCCCUGCGAUCGACAUAUUAUGACAAAGUCAUGGAGUACGACACGGCUGCUCGAUUUUUCCUGUCGAUCCAAGCGUAUUCCUAUUAUUUGAUACUGUGCUUUGGUCGCUUCAACCUCUAUCGUCUGUCUUGGCAGUACAUUAUACUCGGUCUUGGGCCGCAAAAGGGCCCGGCAUGGUGGCAUAGGUGGCUGGAAGCUGCCGGGCAGGUCUUCUUCUGGGCUUGGUUUGGGUAUGGUAUUGUGUACAAGAGCAUCGAUUCCAAUUGGGGCCGCUUCGUUUUUGUCAUGGUCAGUCACAUGAUGACGAUGCCUCUGCAUCUACAGAUAACCCUGUCACACUUUGCUAUGAGUACAGCAGACCUCGGUCCGCACGAGUCGUUUCCGCAGCGAAUGCUACGAACGACAAUGGACGUCGACUGCCCUCAGUGGCUCGAUUUUUUUCACGGCGGGCUACAAUUUCAGGCCAUUCACCACCUGUACCCGCGCAUGCCUCGGCACAACUUAAGGACGGCACAAAAAAUGGUGCUAGACUUUUGUAACGAGGUCGGAAUCCCUUACGCGCUAUACGGGUUUAUUGACGGCAACAAGGAGGUGAUUGGGCGAUUGGCGGACGUGUCAAAACAGGCUGCCAUUCUAGCACAAUGCCAGAAAGCGAUUGCUGCUGGCACGGCCUAG
Molecule: messenger RNA, 1347 nt
Organism: Sporothrix brasiliensis 5110
Lineage: Eukaryota; Fungi; Ascomycota; Sordariomycetes; Ophiostomatales; Ophiostomataceae
Product: delta8-fatty-acid desaturase
Exons: 1
Coding region: 1-1347 (448 amino acids)
Biological process (GO): lipid metabolic process
Cellular component (GO): membrane
Molecular function (GO): oxidoreductase activity, acting on paired donors, with oxidation of a pair of donors resulting in the reduction of molecular oxygen to two molecules of water
Source: RefSeq, a predicted model, not a curated record